GUUGAUAUCACUACCCAAAUUUUUUAAAGCAGGAGAUCAUUCCAUAUUCAAUGAUAUAUUGAGGAGAGAAAAAAUCGCUGCUGAUAUUUCUCCACCUAAUAAUCAACUACCUGACAUAUUGAAGAAAAAAACAACUUUAAAAUAUAACGAGUUGAACUUUAACAAAAUUCCUGAGGAAAAAGUAAUUCCUCCACAUUUACCAUUCGCAAGGGAAUUUUCGUCUACUUCUCAUUCAACUGGAGGAACUCCAAAACAAACUAUUAGGACUACUGAAACCGAAAAUUACGAAAAAUUUAGUGGAAAGUCUCGUUCAAUCAACGUUUUUGAGGAACAUCUGCCUCAAGAAGAUGAGAAUCCAAUAGGAUCUGACAGACCCACAGAAGUCCAAGUGCCAAAUAAACAGUCCACAACUUUGAUACCUCAGUCAAACAGUACAUUCGAAGGAACAACAGCGAAAUUGGCACAAGAAGACUAUAAUUCAGAAGUCAGUGAGCUUUCCGAUCUGCCAAUACCAAAUAAAUCAUGUAUCACAGAUCCUGCUGAACCAGAAAGUCCCAAGGAAGAUGAUUCUACUCCAUUCAUACAUAAAUUUAUUGAUACAUUCAAAGACAUAUUCGGGACUAUACUGCAGGCAGGUGACACUAAAUCGUUACCUGAUGACACUGUGUGUGGUAGACCCUCAGUACUGUCCUCACAAAUAAAGCUGUCCUCUGCGGAUCAAACUAUGGAAAAUAAUUUACCUAAUCCAAUAUCACAGUUAACUGAUUUAUUAUCGAUAAUAUCAGAAGAAGACGAAGAAAAUGAAGGAUCUGGUACAACCACAGAAUUGACAACACAAAGUAAUCUAACAGAUGAGUUUGGAUUAUUUGAAAACUACCCCAAUUGGGAAAAAAGUGUUGAAACUUCAAUGCAGCAAUUGGUAGACAUGUUCAACAAACAAGUUAGUGAGAUUGAGAAAGAACACCAGAAUCCAAUACCGAACGAAUUUGAAGAGCAAUUCAUAAAUAAAUUCAAAGAAAAAUAUGUAAAACCGUCAAAGGAAAAAGAUAAUUCAAAACUCCCAAAACUCCUUCAUAUCCACGAGCCUUUCAAAUUGUCACCAUUGAGUAGUUCACAUUCCUUGAGUCAAAUAGAGGGAGGUUUCACGGUACAAAUAACUCCACUGCAAGAUUCAAGAACUACUAAUACCAAUCAUCAGAAAGAAGGUCGAAGCGAAGGGGGAAUACCAACACAAAUAAUGCACAAAUAUGCGGACUUUAGUAUAACUUCUCAAAAGCCUCUGUUGGUUGACAGAUUCAAAGAAACCACGAAUAACAAUGUUAUAGGUUCCACCGGUUCCCCGAAAUUGCCGCCUGCAUCUGGUAGGCCACCUUUUGCAGGCCUAACUGGCGGAGGACCUCCUCAACAACUAAUUCCUUCAGGAAAACCAUGGCCUGCUCGUCCUGAAGAUUAUGCGGACUUCAGUAUAACUUCUCAAAAGCCACAGUUGGUUGACAGAUUCAAAGAGACAACGAACAAGGAUAAAUCUUCUAAUUCAACCGCCAAUGAUGUUAUGGGUUCUAGUGGUUCCUCGAAAUUGCCUUCUGCAUCUGGUAGGCCUCCUUUUGCAGGCCUAACUGGCGGAGGACCUCCCCAACAACUAAUUCCCUCUGGAAAACCAUGGCCUGCUCGUCCUGAAGAUUAUGCGGACUUCAGUAUAACUUCUCAAAAGCCACAGUUGGUUGACAGAUUCAAAGAGACAACGAACAAGGAUAAAUCUUCUAAUUCAACCUCCAAUGAUGUUAUGGGUCUAAGUGGUCCCCCGAAAUUGCCUUCUGCAUCUGGUAGGCCACCUUUUGCAGGCCUAACUGGCGGAGGACCUCCUCAACAACAAAUUCCCUCUGGAAAACCAUGGCCUGCUCGUCCUGAAGAUUAUGCGGACUUCAGUAUAACUUCUCAAAAGCCUCAGUUGAUUGACAGAUUGAAAGAGACAACGAACAAGGAUAAAUCUUCUAAUUCAACCGCCAAUGAUGUUAUGGGUCUAAGUGGUCCCCCGAAAUUGCCUUCUGCAUCUGAUAGGCCUCCUUUUGCAGGCCUAACUGGUGGAGGACCUCCUCAACAACUAAUUCCUUCAGGAAAACCAUGGCCUGCUCGUCCCGAAGAUUAUGCGGACUUCAGUAUAACUUCUCAAAAGCCUCAGUUGAUUGACAGAUUCAAAGAGACAACGAACAAGGAUAAAUUUUCUAAUUCAAUGGCCAAUGCUGUUAUGGGUCUAAGUGGUUCCCCGAAAUUGCCUUCUGCAUCUGGUAGGCCACCUUUUGCAGGCUUAACUGGCGGAGGACCUCCUCAACAACAAAUUCCCUCUGGAAAACCAUGGCCUGCUCGUCCUGAAGAUUAUAACCUCCUUCAGCCUUGGAAUUUAUAA
Leptinotarsa decemlineata (Colorado potato beetle) is the source of this 2404-nucleotide messenger RNA. RefSeq lists its product as uncharacterized. Lineage: Eukaryota; Metazoa; Arthropoda; Insecta; Coleoptera; Chrysomelidae. The record is from RefSeq and is a predicted model, not a curated record.